Molecule: messenger RNA, 2401 nt
Organism: Alosa alosa (allis shad)
Lineage: Eukaryota; Metazoa; Chordata; Actinopteri; Clupeiformes; Clupeidae
Gene: fpgt
Product: fucose-1-phosphate guanylyltransferase
Exons: 4
Coding region: 221-1996 (591 amino acids)
Molecular function (GO): transferase activity, transferring phosphorus-containing groups
Source: RefSeq, a predicted model, not a curated record
UUCUGUAUCCGUCCGUCACAUUUUAAUUAUUAACUGUUGUGUGUUCUGGUGGACCAGUAGUUUACGAGUCACGUGACAACGUGACGCGAUUCAAACACGGAAGUAAUCUUGUGGCAGCUUCAACUGGGUAAACUGCCUAUGGGUAAACCUCUUUCACUAUCAGUAAAUUUAGAAAUGACCAUGCAUAUAAUGCAUUUGUAAUGUAUCUGGUUGUAUCCCUAUGUCUAGUAUAGAGCCCAAAGAGAUCUCAUUAAGCAUGGCUGAACACGGAAAUAAAAUACUGCAAAGGUCGACCAGGAAAAAGCUGAAAAAGUUUCACGAAAGAAGAGGUAAAGAGGUGAAGUCUGGAGAAUUCUGGGACCUUGUCGUUCUCACAGCUGUAGACGAACAUCAGAGAGUUGCUUACGAGCUUCAGAUCAAAGAGAAACUCUGCAGAAAAGAGCUACCACUUGGCGUUCCAUAUCACGUGUUUGCAGAUCCACCUGGCUGUAAAAUAGGAAAUGGAGGCUCAACUCUUUAUGCACUACAACACCUUGAGAAAAUAUAUGGCAAGGCGUUAUCUUCAUUCAGAGUGAUCCUGAUUCAUGCAGGUGGAUUCAGCCAGCGUUUGCCAAACGCUAGUGCAUUGGGAAAGAUUUUCACUGCCCUGCCAUGUGGAGAACCUCUGUAUCAGAUGUUAGAGAUCAAGCUGGCUCUAUACGUUGACUUCCCUGUCCACAUGAAGCCAGGUGUGUUAGUAACGUGUGCAGAUGACAUUGAACUGUACAGCAUCGCAGAAGGGGAGAGCAUCAAGUUCAACAGGUCAGGUUUCACAGCUUUGGCCCACCCAUCUUCACUCACCAUUGGUACGACCCAUGGGGUGUUCGUGUUGGAUUCAGGGGAAAACUGUGGCGUCUCUGAGAUGGAAUAUACAUCCUGUCAGCAGUUUUUGCACAAGCCAAGUGUAGAUAAAAUGUAUAAAACAGGUGCAGUUUGCAAGAGACAGGACAGCUGUGAGUCUAUAUGUGAUGCAGAAUUUGUAUACACAGACAGCACAUACUACAUGGACUACUCUACUUCAGAGAGUCUGCUGAACAUGCUCAAAGAAGUUGAGCCAUUAACUUGUGAGGUUGAUGCGUACGGGGACUUUCUUCAGGCUCUGGGGCCUGGAGCCACCGUGGAGUACACUACCAACAUCGCCAACGUAACCAAAAAGGAAAGCAGUCUGGUGGACAUCCGGCAGAAGAUAUUCCACCGACUGAAAGGCACCCCUCUUAAUGUCAUCCUGCUCAACAACUCAAAAUUCUAUCACAUUGGUACCACCGAGGAGUACCUCUUCCACCUGACUGAGGAUCCUACUCUCAGAGAGGAACUAGGCCUUUUGCCUGUCGCCUUCAGCGUCUGUGACUGCAAAAAAGACCUGGGGUCCUCCGUGGCGUGUGUUAUGCACAGUGUUUUGCACCCCAGUGCGGUAGUGUCCGCAGGAUCAGUAGUGGAGUACUCCAAGCUCAGCGCAGAUGUUACAGUGGGUGAAAGGUCGAUCGUCAGUGGGUGCUUGCUUGAUGCUGGACAGUCAGUUCCAUGCCAGACCUUUAUGCACUCUCUGUCCGUCAACCUAAACAAGAGCAUUGGCUUUGUGACAGUCGCUUUUAGCAUAAAGGACAACCUCAAGCACAGUGUGUCCAGUCCUGCGCAAGCAACAGCCCUGAAGUAUUUCGGUAAAAGCUUGGUGGAGUGCGCCGCGUGCUGGGGCCUGCCUCCGGAGAGCCUGUGUUUCUCUGGAGACAAAUCCGCGUGCAGCUUGUGGAAUGCCUGCAUCUUCCCGGUGUGUCCUGACCUGAGGAGUUCAGUCUCCACGAGCCUGCAGAUGGUUGAGGCUCCGCAGGGAAGCUCCGUGAUCACUGCACUCAAGGACCUCAGGCUUGUCUCACUGCAGGAGGCCCUGCAGAACAAAAACUUGGAGGAGAUGCUGAGGUUCAGAAGGGGCCUCUAUGAGGACAUUUUGAAGGAGAAGUAACAUCCAACCAUUUAUGUUUAAUGAUGUUAUGUAACAACAUAUACAUAACAACAUUUCGGAAAUUAAGGGAAACGGAUUUAUGGACCACAGCCAAUAUUUUUGUAUAGAGAUUGUAUAGAGAGGACAUAGAACUGUUGCAUUUUUUCAUUUUGAAUGUAAUUUAUUUAGCAAAUGCCUUUAUCCAAAGUGACUGAAAUGAAAGGUAGUUCAUACUUUUUAUUAGUUUUUGUGACCCUAGGUUUUGUUUUGGGCUGGUGUGAAAACAUACUGGAUAUGAAAUGGUUAAACAUUUAGUUAAAUAAUAAUAGGGUCAUAUAUUUAAUUUGGUUUGUGUCUUAACAAAUGAUCGUGGUGUUUGUGUUUGAUUGCUGACGGGGAGUAAAUUAACGUCUAAAUAAUUUAUAA